AUGGCCAACGCUGCUACUAACUGGAAGGAGUUCAAGUCCAUCAACCCCCCCAUUGUCAUCAACAACAACUACCUCCGUGGCGGCGCCUCGGCCCUCAUUCUUGACGACCUCGCUGUCAUCGCUGGUGAUGACUACUUUGUAAAGGACGCCGUGAGCGGUGCCCCGAUCCUCCGCGCAAGGGGCAAGGAAUGGUCGACUCGUGAUGUGAAGACCCUCUAUGACACCGGAGGUACCGCAAUCUGCGUCAUCAAGGACGAGAUCAUUACCCUUCACAACACCAUGAAGGGCGAGAUCGAAGGUGUCACCUUGUUCGAGGUUUCCAAACACCAGGGCUACACCUCUGACGAGGACCGUUUCCUCGUCAAGUACCGUGACACUGACGAGGAGCUCAAGCGCACCAUCAACGUCAUUGGCGACUGGCUCGGCCGCAAGGCCGAGAUCCGCCUUGCCCCCCAUGGCGCCGACAAGAAGGACUUUACGGACGGUGAACUUGUCGCCCGUGUCGAACGCGCCAACAUGGCCACCGAGUUCCUCGCCAAGAACGACUCCAAGGACACCGCCACCGAGGAAGAGGUCACUACCCGCUACACCGUCGCCGUGUCCCCCGGUGUCGACCUUGCCUUCAUCUCGGCCGUUUGCAUGUGCUGCGACGCGAUUCGAGCCCAGACCGACUACUAA
Molecule: messenger RNA, 678 nt
Organism: Apiotrichum porosum
Lineage: Eukaryota; Fungi; Basidiomycota; Tremellomycetes; Trichosporonales; Trichosporonaceae
Exons: 4
Coding region: 1-678 (225 amino acids)
Source: RefSeq, a predicted model, not a curated record